Molecule: messenger RNA, 999 nt
Organism: Mesorhabditis belari
Lineage: Eukaryota; Metazoa; Nematoda; Chromadorea; Rhabditida; Rhabditidae
Source: the annotation of a GenBank genome assembly
AUGCAGCGAUUUGGUGAUGCUGUUCAGCUGCCGGGUUGUACGCACAAGUUGGGAUAUUUGCAAACAUCCACAGGUAACACAGCUUUGGAUAGCCUACUAGGCGGAAGCCUGCCCAACACGGCGCUUUGUGUUGUCGACGAGCUUUUAACCAGGUGUUAUGGCACAGUUCUGUUGCGAUAUUUCGCCUCCGAGGGUGCUCAUAACGGCCACGACUUGUUGAUUUGUGGACCAGAAGCCAGGGAGCUCCUUCAAAAUCUGCCAACCAGAAUUCAGUCGACUGAUGAAGGCAAAUCACUGCCAAAUUCUGGGCCAAAAGAAGAAGACUUGAAGAUUGCGUGGCGCUAUCAAACAUUGCAAGAGAAAAGCUCUAAUCUAGGUCAAACAAAAUUGCGCUACGAUUUGGGCAAUAACUUGGAGGAGCCAACGAGAUUCGGAAGUAAAAUCGAUGUCCUUGAGAAUGAUUCGUACGAAACUCUGCUCGGCGCUCUGAUGGAACGAUUGAAAAGCAGCGAUUAUAACAAAAAUGAAAAGUCUCCAAAGAAACGAUUGCUCCGAAUUGUGAUUCGUGGUCUCGGCUCUCCACUUUGGACCGAUCACAAAUUUCUUCCCCGAUUUCUUUGUGAGUUAAGACUUGCUUGUCGUAAUGCUUAUGCAGUGGUUAUGUGCACAAUUGAUACGACAUCGUUUCAGGAAGCGUUAACCCAUCGAAUCGAAACGCUUGCCGAUGCCCUAUUUCGGCUGAAACCAAUCGAGGAGAAAGAGCGCAAAGCAUUAGGAAUCGGUGACAAAGCACAUGGAUAUUUUCAGAUAAUUCAACUGCCUCGAAUCACGUCUGCGGCUCCAUUCAAACCCGAAUCGGUCGAUUUAACGUUCGAGUUGCAUCGAAAGAGCUUCGAUAUAACGGUUAUUCAUCUACCACCGGCUUUUGGCGACGAUUCGACAACAAAAGAGUCGAUCCCGGCUGGAAAAUUCACAUGUUCCUCUGGACUUUCUGCUUUU